Molecule: messenger RNA, 681 nt
Organism: Cyclocybe aegerita
Lineage: Eukaryota; Fungi; Basidiomycota; Agaricomycetes; Agaricales; Hemipholiotaceae
Source: the annotation of a GenBank genome assembly
AUGCCUCACCGGGCACCCGCUUUGAUACCUCAAAUUAGCUAUGCCUCCUACUCGUAUGCGUCUUCUCCACGACAACAAGUCGCCCAAAGUCACUCCGACCGAGCUUCCUACACCGACGAUCUCCUCGCGCUCAGAGUCCAUCUGCGGAGCCUCCUGAAACGGGGACAAAUCUCGAAACCAGUCGGGUUUCCCUUCCACAGCGUCCCCGGGAGCAAGGGCCGACCUUAUGAAAUCUCGUACAAUUCGUAUGAGUUUUCCGAAUACUUGUAUUUGGACCCCCGCGCAAAGCCUCAUUGUGCUACAUUCUCUUAUGCUGCGCCGAAUUCCGCCUCAAGGAUGAUGACCUGGAGAAUAAGUGUCCCUGCACGAGAAUCUAUAUAUCAUCGACAUGCUCGAGGACAACUUGAAAUUGCCCACGUGGAAGUCGAUCCCCUGGUCAUGGAGACACCCUUUGGCUUUAGACUCAUGACGGAACCCCAUAUCUUGCUCGAGGCACUCGCGAUAUCAGUAGAACUCGGCAUCCUCAUCAACAUCCAAAUUGCAAACUCGCGGACACCCCACCGGCAUCACACGAAACGGGGCAUAUACUACGAACCAGGCGAGGUCGUUUUCAUCGCUGUCGACAACAACGGUCGUUCUGAAGUCGUCUCCGUCUUCGAACAUGACGAGUACGUUUCAUGA